AUGAGGUUUAUCACUGCUUCUCUUGCCCUCUUGGCUGGCUUCACUGGUACACAAGCACAGGAGAUCGCUAUUAGAAACUUUUGGAUCAAUGCGAAAGGAGAAAUUGAGAACGGAGAGUUCAAAGCUCUGUUUUCGGAGUUUCGCAUCGGAGAAGAAGGGGAUUUAAUUUGCAACACAAGGCCUGAUGAUGGUUACCCAACUGGUCGAACUAAUGGGUGCUUUGUCUCACUUCCCGGUGAAGAAUUCGAACUUCGGGACUGGGAUUUUGCCAUUGAUGGUGUCACCGCCGACAACCACGUUGCCUCAUUAACUCUUUGGAACAAAGAGGAAAGCCCCGAGCGUACCGGAAGCGGGUCGGUAGUUCUUCACUGCCAGCGUAACGGCAGACCUGGAGACGGUCUCAACUGGAUUAUCUGCCGACAGACUGAGCCUGCAACCAUCACCCUAAGCUAG
Clonostachys solani is the source of this 453-nucleotide messenger RNA. Lineage: Eukaryota; Fungi; Ascomycota; Sordariomycetes; Hypocreales; Bionectriaceae. The record is from the annotation of a GenBank genome assembly.